UUAGUCCAUACACUCUGUCAUGGAUGAGAUGGAGAAUGCUGUCCCUCUCCGGGAUUUUAUCGCAUCACUGUCUCUUUCCUCUCUUCCAAGGAUCCUAAAGAUUGCUUCUGGAGUCUACUUUCAGAGUUCAGUAUAUGAUAUACAAGGCACUGAAUGCUGUUUAUCUACUGGGGAUGUGGUUAAAGUCAUAAGCACGCAUUUGGUGUCUGUUUCCUGCAUGGAUCUCAGAACAGGGGAAGACAUUGAUAUGCCUUUAGAUUUUCAAGGAGUUUUUCAUGUAUCUGUGGAUAAAUGUGUGUACAACACAUUUGAGGAAUUACAUAGAGAAUUAUCUUGUGGUGGACACACGCAUCCAUUUUGGUUUUCAUCCAUGACUGAUUUCAUCGCUGGAGGUCAAGUUAUUGGGAAACAAGUUCCAAUUCAAUAUCUUUCAACUUAUAGCUCCAAGGAGAGCAGACAUGCCAAAUGCCAGUUGUACGAAGGUCAAGAAUCACUCUGUUUCAAAAUACCUUUCAAAACAGAAGGACUGUUCUGCGAGGUUCAGACUGAGGAGUCAUAUACACUGGAGAACGUUUUGCAGUCACCAGUCUUAAUGAAACGUAGCUUAAAAUGCAAUAGUAUUGGAAACGGUUCUUACGUCUUAACUCCUAUUUAUGAAAUGAAGACAAUUAUGCAUAUGAGAAAAGAUCCUGUAAAAAUACCAUCAAAUCUGGAAGUUGACGUAAUAGAUAUCACUAAUACAUGUGAAGAUUUACAUUUUAUCAAGCCAUUAUCCUUGUUUGAAGCUUCUCAGUGUGAAGAUAAAUUCCCAUUUGUUGCAGAAAUCUUAGAAAGUUCAAAAAGCACAUCUCUUAUGAAAGAUGGCAUAUUAUCUUCACUGAGGAAAGGGCAGAAGAUUGUUGUUCAAAAGAAGAAUCUUUCCAGAAAAAUUUUAGCCACAGCCAAUAAAGGAAAACUAUCUAGGUUCUUCUACAUUCAUAAUACAUAUCAGGGGAAGUUUCGUCAACGACCAAGAGAAUUUGCAACAAUUUAUGAUCUGUGGGCCCAAGUUACUGCAGGCUACAAAUUGAAAGUUGUAGUAACUCAGGACUGUGAAACAUCAGAGGGUCCUUCCCUGUACAUUGGAGACCAUCUUCAAGUUCUUCAUCAGACAAAAAACAGAAUAUCUACUGGAACGGGCUUCCAAGAAGUAGAUCUUCUAGUAUGUAGAAGGGACUCAGGUGAUGAUGAGGAAGAAUCAGAGGAGGUCACACUCCCAUUGUACUUGGAAGGUCGUUUUGUUGAAGAGGUGACAAAUAACAAAAGAUACACCCUCAGCAACUUAAUUCAAUCAUUUAAACUUCCUUGUGAGAUGAAAGUUGUAGCUAAAGAUCCAUCUAUGAACACUGACCCCCUAUCAUCAUUUGCUUUUCUCAGACUGGAAGAGUUAAUCGAAGACCCCGUUUUAUUAAUUAGUGUGUUGGAAAAUCCUUUUGAGUGCUUUGAACUUCCUAUCAAAUAUUCUGACUUUUCCUUAACUCUCCUUGAGGACACUGUCCCUAGUAGUAAAGAAUUAAAAACUAUAAAUCAUGUAGAAGAGUUAACAGAAUGUUUUUAUUAUGAAGUGCGGAAGCAAGUUCCAAACAAUGAACUUCCUCCACCAAGGCCCCCUAAAAGACAGGUCAAAAGUCCCAAAAAAAGUGUACCCACUGACAUGAAAGCGUUUUUACCAUUACAGAUAAGCACAACAGACUACAAUGAGAAAUGGGGAUUGCACAGUGAUACUGAAUUGCUAGAGACCAGUGCUUUACGUAAGAAUAAUACAUAUUCUCCACCCCCUCAGAAAUGUUCCGCUGAAAUAGGAAUGUUAAGAAGCCCUCUGCUCUAUGACUGGUCUUCACCUAACAAAGAAAACAAAAUCUCUACCAAUGCUUUAGACCAGGCAUAA
Pelobates fuscus (common spadefoot toad) is the source of this 1927-nucleotide messenger RNA. RefSeq names its product protein THEMIS2-like. NCBI's taxonomy places the organism in Eukaryota, Metazoa, Chordata, Amphibia, Anura, Pelobatidae. Gene Ontology annotation, cellular component: cytoplasm; nucleus. The transcript has 6 exons. Gene Ontology annotation, biological process: T cell receptor signaling pathway. The record is from RefSeq and is a predicted model, not a curated record. Bases 20 to 1927 code for a protein of 635 amino acids.